Theobroma cacao (cacao) is the source of this 2390-nucleotide messenger RNA. RefSeq lists its product as uncharacterized. The record is from RefSeq and is a predicted model, not a curated record. Lineage: Eukaryota; Viridiplantae; Streptophyta; Magnoliopsida; Malvales; Malvaceae.
UACUCUCCCCGUAAUUCCUGCAAAUUGUCAAAAAAAAAAAACAAAAAAGAAGAAACUGUAAAUUUGGAGAGCGAGAGUAUCCUGUUCCUUGGACAGAAUAUCCGUGUUUCAUUGUAGUUGAGACUGAUGAUGGAGACGAAUUUGGAGGAAGUGGAGGGAAAAGUUCGGACAAGUGAGAUUGUUUGUAACGGAGAGGUGGGAAACUGUAGAUGUUGUGAGUUGGAAGAAAGGAGCAGGAAAGCUGAAGCAAGGUGUGUGGAGCUGGAAUUGGAGGCUCAAAAGAGGAAGAGCGAAUAUGAAGCACUUGAGACUAAAUUUAGGACAUUAGAAGCAGUGAAGCUUGCACUUGAGAAUGAAAUUAAGGUUUUAAAGAGUCAGAAUCAUGAGUUCUGCCAUCUGAUCGGUCACAGUGACAAUGAAAAUCUAGUUGGUAAUGGAGGAAAAGGGGUGAUGGAGGGAGUUGUUGAUUUGACUGAGGAGAAUGAUGAGGAAGAUAAGGUUUUUAAGCUGAUGACGGAGAAUAGGGUUUUGGAAUGUGAGAAGAGUGAGGCUGAGGUUUGGAAGCAAAAGUUCAAGGAAUUGGAAUCAUUGACAUUACUGCUGCGAAAGAGUUUGGUUUUGAAAAGUGCAGAACAGCCAUUUGAUGGGAAGAAAUCUGAUGGAAAUUGUGAUAUUGUAGCUUGUGGAAACAAAACAAGUGAAGCAAUUGAAUCAAAAGAUGGAUCACACGUUGAAAACAGCUUAAAUGACAUGACAGCCAUAGUCAAAGCAGUAGGUUUCAUGGAUUCUGGAUCUACUCUGAUUUCCCCUGGUAAAGGUGCUGGAAAUCUACAACCAGCAGGGACACCUUUUAGUGACACACCUUGUAAGCAUUUCACUUCUGAUGAGGGAGAUUAUAGCAGAUUGCAGAAUGGUAAACAAGUUAAAAGACAUCUGGCAUUUCAAGAGGAAAGAAGCCCAAGUAAACAGAUGGCUCCAUCCACUCCAAAUGGUGCUAAAACUGCAUCAGUCAGCAUAAUUGAUAUUCAUGAUAGUGAUGAUGAACCUGAUUUGGCCCCUUCUACAAAUAAGCAGGAAUACAGUAAGGGUAAUAUUUCAAACAAUAAUGAACUAGAUGGAACUGUAGGUAGUGAGAAUCAAAACAUGACAAUUGGUGGUCAGAAGCUAGAGGAACAAGUGGGUAGUUGUGAGGAUAAUGUUCCAUUUAUUUCAGUUUCCAAAAGAAAACGAGCCUUGAAUAUUGUUACUAGUGACACAGAGAAUGACGAUGAUGAUAAUGUUCCGAUUGGUAGACUCAGGAGGAUGCGUUGUGAGGAAGUGGUUUCUGACCAAACAAGCAUCAAAGCCAAAGGUUGUGCAGUGGCUGAUAUCCCACCAGGGAUUGAUAAUGUCGGAAGUACUGUAACUCCGCGAAAACGGAGACUAGUAUCUCUGAGACAAUCUGAAAGAAAAACUGGGGUAAAAAAUUACUCUUCAAAGAAGACCAGUGAAAAUGAAUGCAGCAAAGGAAUCACUAAAACUGAGGAUAUCGAAGAUGACAGUUCAGAAGCAAUUGGAUCAGAUGGUGAGAGUGAUAGUCUGAAUGGAUUUAUUGUUGAUGACUCUGCUAUAGCUGAUGGUGACAAUGGUUGUAGUGAGUCACAAGGUGGUUCUGAUUGCAACAAUGCUCAUAGUGGGUCAGAAGAUGUUUCAAGUGGCAGCAGUGCAUGCAGUGGCUCAAAAGAUGUUUCAGAUGAUGAAGUGGACUUUGAUGUGAUUCUCUCUCAACUUAAAAGGAACAAGGAUCGUAAAUCAGAUUGGAAGUUUGAGGGAGAGCUGCUUGCAGCCUUUGGCAAGGAUCUGGAACUGUGCAUGAAGGCUGUCUGUGCUCUCUACCGGCAGCAAACCUCAGGGGAGAAACUUUGGAAGGCAACGUUGUUACAAAAUCAGAGAGGUUUUAGUAAAUUUGAUGCGCACAGGGGCUGUACUUUGGCAGAGUUUUUAACUGAUGGUGAUCCACAAGGUGAUCUAAAGAAAUCUGUGAGGGAGUUGCAAGCAUAUGAUUCAAAUGCGGUUGAGCUGUGCAGGGAUUUGGCAACCCGCUAUUCUAAGCAACUGUUUCAGAUCUACAACAGCAAAGAAGAUCCUUAUUUUCGGCCUUCAGAUUGCCCCGCAACAAAUUAAUUCAAUGAUGUCUCAAACUGAAAGCCAGGGAAUGUUGUUUUUGGUAAUUUAUCCGUUCUCUGCUAGGUACUAAGCUGGUAUCUUCUACUGUUGCAUGAACAUAUGUAAUAUAGCAAAGCACAUAACAAGCUCGCAUUAGUAACUCUUUGAAUGCCUGUGUGGAACAUAUGGCAUAUUAUAUAUAAUCUUAAUCUUGUAUGUAAUAGUAGCUUACAAGUUUUGCUUUC